Messenger RNA from Aspergillus puulaauensis, 1542 nucleotides. RefSeq lists its product as uncharacterized. NCBI's taxonomy places the organism in Eukaryota, Fungi, Ascomycota, Eurotiomycetes, Eurotiales, Aspergillaceae. Bases 1 to 1542 code for a protein of 513 amino acids. The transcript has a single exon. The record is from RefSeq and is a predicted model, not a curated record.
AUGGCAAGAACAGCUCAGACUGCACGGGAUCCAAACGCCGAACCUGUACGGUGGAUUCAACGGGAAUAUGCCGACCAUGAAGGCAACACCGUCAUCGCUGGCAAGGUGGCCAGCUACGGAAGGCAGUUCUAUAGGCCAGAGGAGGGUGAGGCUUACCGAUUUCAAGUAUACAGCACGACACCCAUCCGGCCAGAGGAGCUCAACCAGCUGUAUGGAUAUUUCUGCUUUGACCUCAAUUGGCUUCCCUUUUUAGAAAUUUAUUCCUACAACCCACCAGAUGGUCUAGCGUGCGUGGAGCACCAGCGCCGUGAAGUUGCCCACCGUAAACGCCUUCAUGCCGAAGAGCGUGAAGGCGAAUAUGACGAGUCUCUCCCCCCUUUGAUUCCGACCAUGCGGACUGGCUUCAAUGAGGGAUUCAUGUCCGGAUUCUGUUUCCUCCUCACGUCCAAAAGCUAUCUCCAGGGUACGUUCCCAGACAAUGACCACGGCACGGGCCCCUGGCGGAUUAGCUUCGAUCGGAAUCUUCCGUGUGCAAUGAAGAAGUUGGGCCUGAUUACACAACUUGACGAUCCAGCGACUGAUCUUGAGACUUUUGCCGAGUGGGGGAUUGCAGUCAAUCCCGAAAUGCGCGAUAUUAAUGUGGAUAUUACAACAGACCAGAGUGUUAUACACUUCGAUAUGAAAGAGCUCAUGAGAAGGAUCUAUUCAACACAUAUUUAUGGGGAAAUUGAUUAUGGACUCCAUGAACCGCCUCCACCUGCACCAUGCGAGGAGACUCCGACUUCACAAUAUAUCCUGGAGGUUUUGGAGCAGCAGCAGCAAACGGCAGAAGUCCAAUCUGCGGACUUGGACUCACUUCGUCUUACAAUUGGAACUGAAAGCAAUACAGUCACAGCCACCAACAGCUCUUCCGAUGGCGAAUGCGACCUUCAAUACGUGGUAUACGUCAAGUUCCUCGCCCAUAUCGAGCAGGAAAAGACCGCCGCCCUUCUAGAGACCACUGCGCGCACAUUCACCGCUGGCAUUAUCUCCUGCCUCCCUGCCUCCAAAACAGUUUAUUUUGAGUUUCGAAUUCCUGGCUCCUCUUUGUCUUCCCUUUUAUCUGCUGCACCCAAUGGAUUCGAUGUCGGUGCCUUGCAUGAAUAUGAUGGUUCGGUCAUGCGAGUACAACCUCGAAUUGGGCGGGAGGUUUAUACCCGACCGCUAUCCGCUCACUUCUUUACAGUGGUUCUUGAUAAGCCGGCCGUUAUCCAAGAACCUAGUGUGCUAUUCUACACGCUCUGGUCCGAUCCUUUGCAAUACAUUGAACCUCAGGUUACCGAUAGCGUCAUUGAGACUGGACGGAGCGCUGGGAUUCGAGAAGCUGCAAGGCGGCUUGCAAUGCUUGCGGUGGAGGAGAAUCUCCAAGAUAGUCCAAGGAAGCUUACGAAAGAGGAGCAUAGGGAAUUACUAUCUCUGUCGCCGGAGGCGUACGAACAGAAGAUGAAACCGUACUAUGACUACUUGGCUGAGAAAUCGAGGGAGACAGUGCAAGCAAUUUAA